Rotaria sp. Silwood2 is the source of this 2484-nucleotide messenger RNA. NCBI's taxonomy places the organism in Eukaryota, Metazoa, Rotifera, Eurotatoria, Philodinida, Philodinidae. The record is from the annotation of a GenBank genome assembly.
AUGAGUAGUGACGAAGAAGACUUCGAUGACGAUGAUACAAGCGAUUAUGAUGAAUUCGAUACAACAGAUGAAGAUGCAGAUGAAGAAGAUGAUGAUACUGAUGGAUCAACAUCACAACCAAUUCAUUUUCGUGAAUGUCUUCGUUUACUUGAUGCAGCAUUAAGUACAAGUAAUCCAUCUGUCCUUCCACGAUGGUGUGCAAGUGAACAAAUAGGAACUAUUGAUGAUCCAAUGUUAUUAAUUAAUGGUCAUCAAAGAUGUUUAUCAUUACCAUUAGAUAGACGAGAAGCUCGAAGAUUUAUUCGAAAAGCUAUACCGUUCGAAAUGAAGAUUGAUAUUGUCGAUGGAAUUUCAUUUUUACCAUCAUCCUGUCAAAUACCAUCAAAUUCAUUUAGCAUUUUAAAUCCACAAUGGAAAACAAAAAUUGAAUCUUAUCUAAAACGUUCAUGUGUAGCUCAAACACUUGAACUUGAUCCUAAUCAAAUUGAAUUAAAAGUUUCAAAAUUAGUUUUACUUGAACCAUGUCAAUUUCCAAGACAAUUUACUUGGUCAAAAGAUGAACAAAAUCCAUUAGUAAUAGCAAAAUUGUUUGUUAGUCUACCAUCUUCAUAUAAAGGUGGAAAAGAAACAAUAAUCUAUCAAAAAGAAAAACAUGUAUUUGAUUUAUCAGAAAAAGAUUCAAUAAAAUCAACUUUUUAUACAAUUGUUCCAACAAGUAAUGAAUGUAAACAUGAAAUUGAUUAUAUAUCCGAUGGAUAUAAAUUAAUAUUAAUUUAUGAUAUUAUUCCAUUAACAUCAACGAUUUUUUAUAAUGUUAAUAUUAAUGAAACAACAAUGAUUCGUGUUGCAAGAAUUUUAGAUACAUGGAUUAAUGGAUUAGAACAUGAUUAUCAUGGUUAUUCAACAAAAAUAAUUAUUCCAUUUUCUGAUACAUAUCAUUUGGGAAAUAAUCCACUUUUACAUGGAAUCGAUCGAGUUAUUGGAACAAUUCUUCGACGAACUAUUGAACAAUAUCAUUCAAAUAAAUUUUUACUUUAUCAAGGUAUUAUUCAACCAAAUCGAUCUAAUGAUGGAACGGUACAUGCUUGUCGAUUAUUAACGGAUCUUAAUUUAAUGGUUUCUACUACAAGAAAUACACUUUUUGAUAAAAUUGAUUUAUGUUUGGGAAAUUGUAAUGAAACUUAUUCAGGAAAUAUUUUUUUAAGAAAAACAAGAUCUGAACAAGGCAGUUUAAUAUCUAUUGAACAAUUUAAUGUUCCUAUCUGGUGUCUUGUUCCCGUUAGUCAUAAAUAUGAUCUUUUAAUUGAUAAUAUCCCACGUGUACUAACACAUCUUGAACAAAAUUUAAUUCCUUAUCAUAAUCAACGUAGUGAAACAUUUUUACUUCUUGAUUGGUUAUUAACAAGUUCGAAGAAGAUACAUUUUAAUGCUAAAUCACUUCUUCAUCAAUUACUUCCUCUUUUAUCUGAUAAAACAAUCACAUAUGAUCUUAUUAUUAUAAUUCGACAAUUAUUUGAGCAUAAAAAAUUUUUAGAACAAUUUUUUCCAAUGAAUAAUAAACAAGAAUAUGAUGAUAUUAUUUAUCUUUUAAAUUAUUCAAAAGAUACAAAAAUUCAAUUAUAUCUUCAUCAAGUUUUUCGUACGGUUCUUAAACGACGUUCACGUGAUACAGAUCGAAUUCGAGAUGCUAUUAAAUUUAUUGGAAUUUUAUCAUCACGAAAUGUAAAUUCGAAUUUUAUACUUGUACUUAUUCAUGAAUUACUUUCAAAUAUCUUUAAAUCAAAUAAUCCAAUGCCAUCUGUAACUGAUCUUGCUAAUUUACUUGCACUUUUAUCAUUGUCAAUGGAUUCUUUUGAAGCAUCAUGUCAAAUUAUUUCUCAACAAAUUAUACGACAAAUAAAAAUAACAACAAUAACAACAACUAAUACAUCAACUAUUACUAAUCUUUUAAGAACAGUUCUUGUACCAACUCUUAUUCAAAUUUAUCGACAUUUUAUGAAUGAAAAUCAAAUAUUUCGAAAAAGAAAACGUGAUCCAAUGAUUCAUUUUCCUUCUUGGUUUUUAUCACUUUAUCAAGCAUGUCUUUCACUACUCAAUACUUACUGCAAUAGUCUUCCACCGAUUCCAACUUAUGAUAAUCUUUUGAAUAUUUUCGAUACUCAUUGUUGUGCCAUUUGUAAACAAUUAUUUAUUUUUCUUCAAAAUACGAAUACAUUUGAACAAACUUUUAUUAUACCAAAAGAUAAAAUUGAUCAUUUUAAUAUGACUGUAAAUAAAUUUAAUCCUUUAAUUAUUGUAACAAAAUCCAUGAUGUCAGAUAAAGAAAAUCAUCAGAUAAAUAUUAUUAAAAUGUCAACAUAUGAUGAAGAAAUAUGCCGUGAAAAUAAUCUUCUUCGUUCAUUACUUUUUCAUAUUCAAUUAUCAAGUCAUUUCGAAGAUCAACCUGAUUUGACGACAAAGAAACGUUUUAAAUCGUCAAUAUGA